AUGCUUCGUUUAUUCAUUUUUUCUAUUGGAUUAUUUCUAUUUACAUGUGUUUGGUCAUCGACAUUAAAUAUAGAAGGUUCAUCAAAACGUUUAUUAGUAUUACUCGAUAAUUUGGGUAUACGAGAAUCACAUGCAUUUUAUUUUAAACAAUUAAAAGAUCGUGGAUUUGAAGUAACAUUUAAAUCAUCAGAUGAUAGUAGUCUUCAAAUUGUUAAAUAUGGUGAAUAUGUUUAUGAUCAUAUUAUUAUUUUUGCACCUUCGACGAAAGAAUUUGGUGGACGUUUGGAUGCUGAAAUUUUAACACAAUUUGUUGAUGCUGGUGGAAAUGUUCUUAUUGCAGGCAGUAAUACAAUUGGUGAUGUUAUUCGUGAAUUUGCUGGUGAAUGUGGUAUUGAAUUUGCUGAUGAUAAAAGUUCUGUUAUUGAUCAUCUUAAUUUUGAUGUUAAUGAUGAUGGACAACAUACAUUAAUUGUUGCAAAUCCAAAUAAUCUUCUUUCAUCGGAAUUAAUUAUUGGACAAGCAAAGAAAAAUAAUUUACCAUUUCUUUUUCGAGGAACUGGAAUGUCAUCAGAUCCAGAUAAUCCAUUAUUAAUAGAUGUUUUAACUGCUUCAUCAACAUCAUAUACAGCUAAUCCUGAUGAAAAGACAUUAUCUGAAUAUCCAGCUACAGUUGGUAAACGAACAUUAUUAAUAUCUGUUCUUCAAGCUCGUAAUAAUGCUCGUGUUGGUUUUGUUGGUUCAGUGGAUUUUUUUAGUAAUGAUUUUUUUCAAAGUUCAGUACAAGCAAAUAAUGGAAAGAAAUAUGAUAAAUCAGGUAAUCAAGAAUUAGCUAUGGCAUUAACUGAUUGGUUAUUUAAACAACGUGGUGUUUUACGUGCAAGAAAUAUUCAUCAUUAUUUAAAAGAUGAUAAAACAACACCAAGAUUUUAUACAGUUAAAAAUGAUAUUGUAUGA
This is a messenger RNA of Rotaria sordida, 954 nucleotides long. The record is from the annotation of a GenBank genome assembly. NCBI's taxonomy places the organism in Eukaryota, Metazoa, Rotifera, Eurotatoria, Philodinida, Philodinidae.